Molecule: messenger RNA, 2767 nt
Organism: Pararge aegeria (speckled wood butterfly)
Lineage: Eukaryota; Metazoa; Arthropoda; Insecta; Lepidoptera; Nymphalidae
Gene: kar
Product: monocarboxylate transporter 10
Exons: 3
Coding region: 340-1692 (450 amino acids)
Biological process (GO): transmembrane transport
Molecular function (GO): monocarboxylic acid transmembrane transporter activity
Source: RefSeq, a predicted model, not a curated record
UGGAAAAAAGAUUUUCAUUUUACAAGUUUCGUACCUACGGGUAUGUAACGCAGUUUGUACAUAAUUAUGUCCUAAUUUAAAACUCUAAAACUCGUGUCGUAAUAAUUUAAACCAAACUUUCAUGAAGUUUGAGCAAGAACAUAUUCAUAAGAUAAAAUUUAUAAGUACUUAAACAUAAAAAUAUGCAGUUUAAUUUCUGAAGUACAUUGUAUGUGUUUAUAAAUAUGAGUUUAUAUUUUUCGUGAUUGUAUUAAAUUACAUGCAUCCAUCGGAGUGCCAUGUGCCUAUGUUCUAACAGAAAAAGAAAUUAAUUUAUUGUUGCGCUCAUUCAUUUCGACGAUGGGUUCAUUGCCAAUGGAAAGUAAAGAUUUACUGACAAAAACUAACGCAAAUGUUUCAAGAGAAGUCAAUGGACAAGUUAUCCAAGGAGAUGAAUCAUCUAGAACUUGUAAAGAACCUCCUGACGGAGGCUUCAGAGCUUACAUGAUAAUAUUAGGUUCAUUUUUAACUAAUGGACUAGUUUUCGGUAUCAUAAAUUCAUACAGUGUUAUUUAUAAAGUUCUCGAAAAGAACAUAGCUGACGAAAAAGUAUCAAACUCUGAAAGUGUCAAAGCUGCAUUGGUGGGCGCUUUGACGAUGGGAACGACAUUCCUCCUGUCACCGAUAUCGGGCGUGCUAACAAGCCUGAUGGGAAUGCGGUGUACUGCUGUACUGGGAGGCUCCAUUGCUGUUGUCGGCUUAUUAAUAUCCUCCUUUAUAGUCGAUAAUGUAGAUGGCCUUUGUUUUACUUAUGGCAUCAUGUACGGUGUAGGUGCGUCUCUCGCCUACACUCCCUCUUUAGCCAUCCUUGGGCACUAUUUCAAAAAGUAUUUAGGAUUAGUCAAUGGUAUUGUUACGAUCGGUAGUUCAAUUUUUACGGUUAUAAUGCCACCGUUGAUGGAACAUAUGAUACAAAAUUAUGGGUUACCCGGAUUGUUCAGAGUACUAGCCAUUUUGACUGCCGGCGUCCCUCUUUGCGGCUUACUAUUCAAACCUGUAUCUGUCGAAGUUACAGAGAAACCUAUUAGGAAACAGGGCUUUGAAACUAUCCUAAAAAGCAUAAUCGAUGAUAAAAUAUGGAGGAAUAGAAGCUACAAAUUUUGGGCCUUAUCUAUGCCCAUAGCUCUGUUUGGUUAUUUCGUACCUUACGUGCACAUUAAGAAAUUUAUUGACAUUAAUUUUAAAGGCGUGCAAGAAAACUUGCCACUGCAGUGUAUAGCGAUAACUUCCGGUAUAGGAAGGUUAUUUUUCGGUUUCUUGGCUGACAAGAAGGGAAUUAACAGGAUUAUGUUACAACAGAUAUCUUUUUACAUAAUUGGGACUCUCACAAUUUUAUUGCCAUUUGUUAGAUCUUUUCCUCUAUUGGUCUGUGUAUCUUUAGGUAUGGGCAUAUUCGAUGGUGCAUUUAUAGCAUUAAUUGGCCCGAUCGCCAUUCAGUUUUGCGGCAGUGCUUAUGCUGCACAGAGUAUAGGUUGUAUGUUAGGAUUGGCCGCUUUCCCGUUAUCACUGGGUCCGCCAAUAGCGGCUCUAAUCUUCAAAGAAAAUGGGUCUUAUACAUUACCAUUUAUGUUGGCUGGAGUCUCCCCUAUCGUUGGCGCAACAUUGAUGUUCUCAACGAGGUUUAAAAAAAUAAGAAGACUAAGUGUCGAGUGACAAAGUGAUGAUGAUAGCUUUAUUUUUCAGGUAAUCUGGUUGACUCGCUGUAAACUGAGAUUAAUUCUUGUGAUUAAUUCUCGUGUAAACAAUUAGCGAAGAUGAGACCCCAUGAAUCUCUACUAGCCGCAUACGAAGUACGUAGAAAUAGUGAAUGUAGAUGUAAUAUAAAAAGACGUUUUAACACAUUUUACGAAUAGAUAACAAUAAGUGCCUUAACAGUUGACAUUAAAGAUAUAAUGAGGGCUGAUUCGGCAUUGUUUGCUAUUGUACUUGGAGCUAAACUGUAUUUUAUUACCUAAGUGCGUAUUUGCGGAAGCUCCUUAUAUCGAGUGUGUGUGGCCACACAUUUACGUAAUAAUUCUGUAAACUUGUGACGUCCUUUAUCUUAGUACCUUUAUGGCGUUUUUGCCCAAGCUAUUAGUUUCUAUAAAUUCAGGGCAAUUCAUUUCUAGGUUUUUUAUAGUUGAUGGAAUCCUUUAUAUUGUAAAAUACAAUUAUUUAUUAGCAUUUUUCUUAAACAUUAUUGAGACUUUUUAUUCUUUAUAUCUUAAAGAUCUCAUUCGAAGUUUGGUUAUACAGUAAAAAAAAUAUUAUAUAUAUCAAUUGAACCUAAAUACCAAAUCGAUAGAGCAACUAUUUAUUUAUUUUCAUCAUAAGAAGUGACCAAGAAACAUUUAUCUCUAUAAGAGGUCUCUUCCAGUGACCCUAGUCAUUGGGAAAAAUGGAGAGGGAAGGAGGUACAACUAAAAUAAAAACUACUUUGCCCGGAAGUCAUAAAUCAUAAUGCAUUAAACAGGCGGGAUAUUAGACAACACUAAACACAGCAACACGCUAAACGCUGCCGGCCCUAAUUACUAACGCUGGUCGUUUCUUGCCGAAUGGCAGCAGAAACUAAAAUAUCUAUUUUAUUAUAGAACCAUAAAAACGUUCGUUUUCUUUUGUAUAAAAUGAUUAUUUAGUACAAAAUAAGAAUACUUUGUAAAAGCACAUUAAUACGCCAAAUCAGCCCUCUAUUUAAUAUAAAUCCCAUAAAUAUUAAAAUUGUAGAUAAGACGAUAUAAAAUUUAUUAUG